AUGGCCACUCCUGUUGAGAACCGCCAUAGCCCCAGUCUCCAUCCCAUGUGGACUCCUCAAUACAACAUGGGAGGAUUCCCUCGCUCUACGACCCGUCCAGCACCUACCUCAUACUUUAGCUCUUCUGAUCGAUCUCCCAAGAGUUUGCCCACCCCUGUCUUUCCAUCCAACGAUGGAUCUAUGAGACAACAUGAACGGGCCAUGGUUGACCGCCUCGGCCAAAGACUUCGACAAGCGCAACGCACCGAACUGAGUCCGCCAAAACCAUCUCCUCGACCGAGACCACUUUCUCCUCUCGCUGAGCAUUCGGGCGCCGAGGGGAGACGAUAUUCUGCUGCUCAAAUCAGCCCCCGUAGGCCGCCGGCGCCGGUAAUGCCAGUAUCACCAUCGAUAGCCAGUGGUCGUAGGCAAACCCUCGCGGCGGAAAACCGACACAUGCUUCUCGCCGGCAUGGGAGACGAAGCAAAACGCCGGCAAUCUGUCCCUACCGCGGGAUUCUUUGCCAGGUCUAAGGAUGCUGAGAAGCGUCACCAUCUUGAGCAGCUCCGCGCCUGGGGUCACGUCUAUCUCGGCGAUGCCAAAACCUCCGACGUCUUCGUCCAAGCUGUAUCUUUGCGGAGAGAGUCCAAUGCGAGCACCAACUCAGACAACUCUGCUGGCGAUUCCUCACCUACACGCAUACCAACAACGCCCACUGGCUCCUCUCAUCAGACCUCAAUUCGAGCUCGUGUACGCCCCCGCGCCCUGGAACGCAAGCCGUUUCUCAUCCAACGCACAUUCGACAUUGAGCAGCUUCGUUCCACAGUCCCAGACCCGCUGCCGACCUCUCCUCCUGCGGACUUGAGGCGGCGGCCUUCAAUGGUCGGCCCGUCACUGUCACUGCCAAAGAUGUCCUCUCCUCGGCCAAGCAUGGCACGGCGGAGGUCGAGCAGCGCCGCUGUGCACAGCCCCUUGCCCUUCAACCGCGGGCUCAAACCUGGAGAACCCAGAGCCCCGUCGCGUGGCGCAACCACCAUGCCAAUCCACCUUCAAUACGCCCGGUCCUAUCUGCCGAUGCUGGCUGCGCUUAUUGUCUCCGGCCACAUUACCACGGGCGACGUUAUUGAUCUGCCGCUGCCACAUCCCGAGGCCUGGGCCAACACGGUUGCCUAUGUAUAUACGGGACAAGGAGAUUUGACGGAUGCGGUCAGGGAGAACAUCCUAUAUCUUGGAGGAAAAGUUUAA
Colletotrichum truncatum is the source of this 1224-nucleotide messenger RNA. RefSeq lists its product as uncharacterized. NCBI's taxonomy places the organism in Eukaryota, Fungi, Ascomycota, Sordariomycetes, Glomerellales, Glomerellaceae. The record is from RefSeq and is a predicted model, not a curated record.